AGUAUUAGUUGUGAUAACAAAAUAAAUGUAAACAUAAUUUAUCGUUGAUUUGAGAUUUUGAAAAUCACUUAAAUUGGUCCGCAAUGUACUAACUCGUGUUUCUUCACUUUUAUCAUUAACUAUAAUGGCAUCUAAAGACUUACUUAAAGUGAUACCAUUAUUGGAAAGAUUAUCACUGAUUAGGUUCGCCAAUGAGGGCGGUAUUAAAAGAUUAAACGAAGCCAUUGAGUUCGCCAAUCAUUUACAAGAAGUUAAUGUCGAUGGCGUGCAACCCAUGAUAUCACCAAAUGAAGGCAAAUGUAUUCAUAUGAGAGAUGAUAUUAGUGUUGUCACUAACAAGGAUGAGAUCACACAAAAUGCUGUUCAUCUCAUUGAAGGAUAUUUUGUGGCACCAAAUCAGUAAUCAAUUAUUUUUG
Molecule: messenger RNA, 416 nt
Organism: Oppia nitens
Lineage: Eukaryota; Metazoa; Arthropoda; Arachnida; Sarcoptiformes; Oppiidae
Gene: GatC
Product: glutamyl-tRNA(Gln) amidotransferase subunit C, mitochondrial-like
Exons: 1
Coding region: 125-403 (92 amino acids)
Biological process (GO): mitochondrial translation; regulation of translational fidelity; glutaminyl-tRNAGln biosynthesis via transamidation
Cellular component (GO): mitochondrion; glutamyl-tRNA(Gln) amidotransferase complex
Molecular function (GO): glutaminyl-tRNA synthase (glutamine-hydrolyzing) activity
Source: RefSeq, a predicted model, not a curated record